Messenger RNA from Empidonax traillii (willow flycatcher), 2949 nucleotides. It is a transcript of the gene SOAT1, whose product is annotated as sterol O-acyltransferase 1. Gene Ontology annotation, cellular component: endoplasmic reticulum membrane. Gene Ontology annotation, molecular function: cholesterol O-acyltransferase activity; cholesterol binding; fatty-acyl-CoA binding. Gene Ontology annotation, biological process: cholesterol metabolic process; cholesterol efflux. Bases 90 to 1853 code for a protein of 587 amino acids. The transcript has 16 exons. The record is from RefSeq and is a predicted model, not a curated record. NCBI's taxonomy places the organism in Eukaryota, Metazoa, Chordata, Aves, Passeriformes, Tyrannidae.
GAUCAUAGACUUACUUCCCUUUUGCAGAAGUGCCAUGCUCUGUAUUCUGAGGAAAUCCAUGCUGAAACAAUUUAUUUUUCCACAAGUGCAUGAGUUUUCCUUGCCUGCCUGUAACAGCUCCUCUGUACUGGUGCACGUACACUGUUCACCAGCAGCCAAACACAUCUGCUGCAGAGUUUGUGCCAAGCUGGGUAACCAUGGCAGGUGACGACUGUGUGAGGAAACGCCAGCCUGGCUCCACUGCACCCUGCAAGACCCCUGAGAGUGAAGAAACACAGAGGAGACCUGAGAGCGAGAGGCUGUUUCAAAACUCAAGCAAUGGCCGUGUUGAUGUCGACCACGUGAUAACAAGGAAAAUGCAGCUCAUAGCAGAAGCUGAGCAACUGAAGCCAGCUUUCAUGAAGGAGGUGGACAGUCACUUCACGGAGUUUGUGAACAGCUUGGUGGCAAAAUCGGCGCUCCUGGAUUCCUCAUCUCCAGCCUCCCUCUUCCCAGCUUCCUGCUCAGAGAAGGAAUUGCACAAAGCCAAGAACUCGAGGGCCCCUCCAGAACACGGGAAGGUCUUUACUGCCAGGAGGUCCCUCUUGGACGAGCUGUUUGAAGUGAGUCACAUCAGGACAAUCUACCACAUGUUCAUCGCUCUCCUCAUCGUCUUCAUCCUCAGUACGCUUCUAGUAGACUUCAUUGAUGAAGGAAGGCUGGUCCUUGGGUUUGAUCUCCUGGUCUUUGUUUUUGGGAAGUUCCCCGUUGUCUUCUGCACUUGGCUGUGCAUGUUCAGUGCCACAGUCGUCAUUCCAUACAACCUUUUCGUGUGGUGGGCCCAGGGCUACUGCAGUUCCUCCCGUCGUGCCAUCCGCUCGUUCUUCUACGGGAUGUUGUUCACGCUCUUCCAAAUAGCUGGACUUGGCUUUGGGCCAACCUAUGUUGCUGUAGCCUAUGCCCUGCCUCCAGCUUCCCGUUUCAUUGUCAUACUGGAGCAGGUCCGUCUCGUUAUGAAGGCUUAUUCCUUCAUCCGGGAGAAUGUGCCCAGAGUCCUGUCCUCUGUGAAGGACAAGUCCAGCACAGUACCUGUUCCCAGAAUCUCUCAGUACCUGUACUUCCUCUUUGCUCCCACCCUCAUCUACAGAGACAACUAUCCCAGGAAUCCCACGAUAAGAUGGGGCUACGUAGCCACCAAGUUUGCACAGGUGCUUGGUUCACUUUUCUAUGCCUACUACAUCUUUGUGAGACUCUGCAUUCCUCAGUUUCGCAACAGUAGCCAAGAAACCUUCAAUCUUCGAGGGCUGGUCCUGUGCAUCUUCAACUCCAUUCUGCCAGGUGUACUGAUCCUUUUCCUGGUGUUCUUUGCGUUCCUGCACUGUUGGCUCAACGCGUUUGCCGAGAUGCUGCGCUUUGCAGACAGGAUGUUCUACAAGGACUGGUGGAAUUCCACAUCCUAUGCAAACUACUACCGAACCUGGAACGUGGUAGUACACGACUGGCUCUAUUACUAUGCCUACAGGGACUUCCUUUGGUUUUUUGGGAAGAAGUUCAGAGCAGCAGCUAUGCUGUCUGUCUUCACUGUGUCAGCUGUUGUGCACGAGUACGUCCUGAGCAUCUGCUUUGGCUUCUUCUAUCCGGUUCUCUUCUGCCUGUUUACCUGCUUUGGAGUGGUCUUCAACUUCACCCUCAACGACCGUCGGAAAGGGCCCAUCUGGAAUGUGAUCAUGUGGACUUCCCUCUUCCUAGGCCAAGGGGUCAUCAUCUGCCUCUACAGCCAGGAGUGGUACGCACGCCAGUACUGCCCCACGGAAAACCCCACGUUCCUGGACUAUUUAAAGCCACGCUCGUGGUCGUGUCACACGAAGAUGUGAAGGUGGUGUCCUCUGGCUGUGUCGUCACAGAAAAACAGAGCUGUCCUCCAAGUAUUUGGACCAAUGAUCUAACUCACUACAGACUUUUUCUAAGGGAAGUUGUGCCUCCUGAUUAUUGGGGAGAAACUGUAAUUUUUUUUUAAACACGUUGCUGGAGCAAACCAGUUGACCUGGAUUUGCAACAGACUUCAUAGGCAGCAUCUAUUGCGUGCUGUCCCACUUUGAGCCAUUUCCAUGCCAGUAAAACAUCGAGCUGCAGGUGGAGUCUACUGGAAUCCUACUCAUCCAGGGGUCCCCCCAAGUUGCUGCUUUUCUGGAACAAGAGGCAAGCUGGUCAGAUUUGCUGGUAGCUCAUUGUUGGCAUCCGUCCACCUUCCUUAGCCAUCCCUCUGCAGGUUUUUUUUUUUUUCUCCCUUUUGGUAACGGGAUGUCUACAAACCUUCUGUUCUCCGUGUUCCUGCCUGGCACUGUGACACAGGCAAGUGGAAGAGCAACAGGGUGUUUGCCUUCUUGCUCUGAAGAUAGCCAAAGUAUUCCUGGCUGGCUUUCAACUGUGUUCCAUGUGCGCUGGCUGCCAACAGAUAUAAAAUGGGCAGAGGGGAUUGUCGGUGUGCUUGUGGCUGCUUUGCAGAGUCAGGUUUGGAAGCAGGGCAUGGUGUGUGCAGUCUUUACAUGACUUUUUACUCUGAAAACUUGUGUUUUAUCUUCAUUCAUUUAGUUCCCAACUGUCUUACAGCAUUUUUGUUCUCUGAAGGCCCUUGUGACUCAAGGAAUCGGUUUUCUUCUUGCUCUUCCUUUCUCCUGCUCUAGGUAAUCAAUUCUUUUAACAUGAUUAACUUGUAAAAGAGAUUUUACUUCAAUUUGGCAGGUGCUUUAAGGUAUACACGGUUGUUGAGGGUAUCUUUACUAAGAAAGACUUGAAAUACUACAAGCCAACUGUAAGAAAAUAGGAUCAACAUUACAGAUACAUGGCACAAUCUUGUUUGGCCACGUGCAGCUCAGCACCUUGGUGCCACUUGCCCACCUGCGUUGCAGCAGCUUCUAAUGCUGCUGGGGAAUGAGGGUCAACUGGUGGAGGUGCCUUGACUUCGGUGAA